Molecule: messenger RNA, 653 nt
Organism: Cornus florida
Lineage: Eukaryota; Viridiplantae; Streptophyta; Magnoliopsida; Cornales; Cornaceae
Product: receptor-like serine/threonine-protein kinase SD1-7
Exons: 2
Coding region: 1-483 (160 amino acids)
Biological process (GO): protein phosphorylation
Molecular function (GO): ATP binding; protein serine/threonine kinase activity
Source: RefSeq, a predicted model, not a curated record
AUGACUGGAUUUAGUGGUUACAUGUCUCCUAAGUAUGCCAUGGAAGGAAAUUUCUCAGUGAAAUCUGAUGUCUUCAGUUUUGGAGUGUUGGUCUUUGAAAUCGUGAGUGGUUGGAAAAAUACUAGCUUCUAUCAUCUUGAUCGUCCACUAAACCUAAUAGGAUAUGCAUGGGAGCUGUGGAAAGAAGGGACUGCAUUGGAAUUAAAUGAUCCAACACUAGGCAAUUCGUGCUCCGAACACCAUUUAUUGAGAAUCAUUCAUGUGGGACUUUUAUGCGUGCAAGAAAGUGCAGAGGAUAGGCCAACAAUGUCAGAAGUAAUUUCUAUGCUUAGCAAUGAAAUUGUGCCUUUACCAGCUCCAAAGCAACCAGCAUUUUUCACAGGAAGAAGUGUCCCUCAGGCAAUUUCUUCAGAAACUAAUGAAAGUAGCUCAAAAGAUUGUUCAAUAAAUGGUUUGACCAUUUCUGAAAUGGAGGCACAAUGAGUGGUAGAAACUUCUGUCCUUUUGAUGCUUCAAGUAUUUCGCAAUUGCUUUCAUAUUGUAACUGCUUUUGUGCAGAGUUGAAGUAUAUGUCAUGAUUAACUUUUUCAUUGGACAAUAAGUUUGAGGUUUGUUUAUUAUCAAAAUGAUAUUAGUUUUUUUUACUACAGCUA